UUGCUAGUUUCUGUUGCGCAACUUAGGUCGUCGCUGCGAACGUUAACUCAUUUCAGCAGUUUGUUUUUGAUUUUCAGGUAAUUCUUACCGGUAAAAAAUUUCGAUAAACAUACUCAACGGCUGAACUGCGUGAGUGUAAACUCCAGCUAGCGGAGCGUGUCCACUUCUCCGUUCUUGGAAAAAUGGAAGGUCAGCCCAUUGACUGUUGUCUUAUGUCCCAGAUACCUUUUCCGCCGAUGCGUGGUGCAGAAGGUGGGAUACCAAUACUGUUGGCUGGCACUCUCCAGUAGUUCACAGGCACUUACAACAAUUUUGGGAUAAAUUCUGUCCAGAGUCGACGCCAGAGAAACUAGUCUUCGUGCCGCUCUGUGGCAAAUCUCUUGACAUAGCUUGGAUGUAUUCCCAGAAAUCCUGUACCGUUGUGGGCUGCGAGCUUUCCGAGACGGCUCUUAAGGCUUUCGUCACAGAACAUCCGGAUUUGCGUAUGCUUCGAUCGACCGUUCAGUUCAGGGAUGGACGUCAAAUUACUCUGUUCCAUACCCCUGAUAGGCGCAUCCGACUGUAUUUGUGUAAUCUCUUCGAUAUGGACAAGUCAUCCGAGCCACCGUUCAAAUUCAUAUGGGACAGGGGAUCUUUGGUCGCGAUGGCUCCGUCACAACGUCCCAACUAUGUGAACCAUAUGUCCAAGCUUGCGGCAUCAGACGUUCGUUGGCUUCUGGAGACAAUCGACUAUCCCGAGGGAAUAUACGGCGGCCCACCAUGUCGUAUUACAGAUGGGGAAUACGACGCGCUCUUCGGGUCUGGAUUUAUUUCGGAACUACUGGCUGUGGAUGAUCUAAAGAAUAGUCUUUUCGCAAAUGCCGCCUAUUGCUACGUUCGGAUUACUCUUCUGGUAAAGAAAUCUGUGUAAUUGGUGGGAACUCCCUGAUUCGACGCGAAUAAAUGGGAGAAGAGUUACGACCCGGACAUUGCAGACUGAUGGAUUACACUCCCUUUGGAUAUGUUUCUGUUGCUUCUCCAUCGUGAACAUCGAGAUGUCUAUAGCUGAAUUAGCCAGAUUGGGAUCACUGAACUUUUUGAGUUUUUUUUUCUAACCUAAUUUGAAUGUCACCACUGUACGUGCGACAAAAUACUAUCCGCA
Messenger RNA from Opisthorchis viverrini, 1141 nucleotides. RefSeq lists its product as hypothetical. The transcript is spliced from 6 exons. The record is from RefSeq and is a predicted model, not a curated record. Gene Ontology annotation, molecular function: thiopurine S-methyltransferase activity. The coding region runs from base 395 to 910 and encodes 171 amino acids. NCBI's taxonomy places the organism in Eukaryota, Metazoa, Platyhelminthes, Trematoda, Opisthorchiida, Opisthorchiidae.